Messenger RNA from Diabrotica virgifera virgifera (western corn rootworm), 1262 nucleotides. RefSeq lists its product as uncharacterized. The record is from RefSeq and is a predicted model, not a curated record. The transcript is spliced from 6 exons. NCBI's taxonomy places the organism in Eukaryota, Metazoa, Arthropoda, Insecta, Coleoptera, Chrysomelidae. The coding region runs from base 60 to 1190 and encodes 376 amino acids.
UCGUUAUGACAAGUGGCAAAUACAGUUUAUUAAUAAAGUUUUGAUAAUUAUUGUCAAAAAUGAAUAUUUUAUCAAUUUUUAUUUACAUUAUAACCCUGAGUUACAGUGUCGCUGAAAAACCUACGGAGAAGUUGAAUAUAAUUAUAUUUUUUACUGAAGCGACUGCCAUACCAAGUUCUGAUGUUGGAAUAAAGUUUCUAGAUAUGCAUGAGGUAGUCAGAGUGAAGCACAAUACAAAUACGAAAACUGCUGGGAACUAUAAUAUACAUCGAAGAAAUACUGAAAACUGUAAAGAACUUCUUAAAGAAAGUCUGGACUUGCUUGUUCGGUAUUGUAAACAUGCUCUUGGAAUGAAAACUGUAACUUUGUCAAUAAGCGAUUACGUAUCAGAAGAUACUAAUUUUCAUUCUUCGGAUCAUAUUGUACAACGCCAGAGCAAAAAUACACCACCAAAGCAUAAGAAGGUUAAAAAUGGACGAAGAAAACAAAAAGAAGACACAAUACCGUCUGUUAUUAAAAUGAACAAUAUGAACCCCAACGCUAUUAUAUCAACUCCAGAACAUACGGAGGUAUUUAAUAUAAGGCUAAAGAGGAAUAUAAGUGAACAUCAAGACGAUUCAGAUAAUUUUCUUGAAUAUCCAAAGAAAAAUAAACCAGAAAAAUAUAAUUGGGAUAUUUUGGAUAUCAUGUCACAUGUAAGACUUUCGUUCUUUGGUGAUUUUUUUAAUAACGAAAGAGAUAAACUGGCUAAAGAAGAAAACAACAUCCUUCCAAGUCUAAAUAAACCCAGAUACAAUUUUGAUUUAUUUAACGCAGUAAGUAAUGCUCUAGAUACUUUACAAGAACCUCCUUGUGAUGGGUUCUUGAUGGUUAUAUUUGGAAGCCACCUGGAUGAAAUAAGCGAUACGCGCAGUCCUUUAAUCCAAUCUAUAAAACAUAUAACUGAGACCACAAAUGAGCAAAAUACACUUAUUGUAUUGACCACAGCUUGUCCGAAAAUGGGAAGGUCAAAUAACGAAGUUGUUGAAAUUAAAGAAGACGCCAAGAAAAUUAAUGAUAUCAUGGUACUACCAGUAUUCGCAAAAGGUCCAAAAAGUUCAAAACUAAUGCAAUGUAGUGUAUUGUAUGACAUUCCUUUAACAUUAAAAAAUAUUUUAGAAGAAAUGUCACCUACAUUUACAAGGAUAUAAUUUAUAAAACAAUGAAUACUAAGCCUUAAUUUGUAUUAUACGAAAUAUAAAUAAACAAGUAAUCGAUACAUA